UAUAUAGUAGAAAGUAGAAACGACAGGAAAAUUAUAAGGAACAAAGAGAAAUUGCAGUAUCCAGUCAAAAUUGGGCGCGAUUUCUCGGAUCUACUGUAAUCGUCGCCGGUAAGGUCCGUCGGUAUUCUGGUCACCUUGUUUGAAGAAUUUGUGUUUUCUUUCUCUUCAAGACAUCUAUUCCAAUUCAAAGACUGGGAAUUCUACUGUAUGGCUUCUAGGCGGAAUAUUAAUUACAGUCGUCUCGCUGUGGAUGAAGAUGAUGACUAUUAUGGAAAUUCUGGCAAGCGAGCUGACCCUAGAUUUGAUUAUUCACCAAAAUCGUUAGAUAGAAUCCCCUGGAAAUCCAUUGCCCUUGCUCUUUUUCUGCUCUUUUUGGGAUGUCUGCUUCUCUUACUAUCCUACUUCAUCUUAUCUGGUCAUAUGGAAGGAGAGAGUUCCCAGGCUUAUGGUCUCCUUGGACUUGGAUUCCUCACUUUUCUCCCUGGUUUUUAUGAGACGCGGAUUGCAUAUUACUCUUGGAGAGGUGCUCAAGGUUAUCGAUUUACUGCAAUCCCUGACUAUUGAGGUCUUCACAUUUCAUGUAAACUCUGAAUGUAGUUAUAAUAGUUUCUGUAAUGAGUUUUGUGAUAGUUUUUAUUUCUAACACGCAUUUUGUCCUUUGCACUUCAAUUAACUUCUGAAUGUAAUUACUGGUUUUCAUAAUGAGUUCGAGUUUGAUGAGUUUGCAACA
Solanum dulcamara is the source of this 730-nucleotide messenger RNA. RefSeq lists its product as uncharacterized. Lineage: Eukaryota; Viridiplantae; Streptophyta; Magnoliopsida; Solanales; Solanaceae. Gene Ontology annotation, cellular component: endomembrane system. The coding region runs from base 208 to 564 and encodes 118 amino acids. The record is from RefSeq and is a predicted model, not a curated record. The transcript is spliced from 3 exons.